This is a messenger RNA of Monomorium pharaonis (pharaoh ant), 2867 nucleotides long. RefSeq names its product m7GpppN-mRNA hydrolase (gene DCP2). Lineage: Eukaryota; Metazoa; Arthropoda; Insecta; Hymenoptera; Formicidae. Gene Ontology annotation, molecular function: manganese ion binding; RNA binding; 5'-(N(7)-methylguanosine 5'-triphospho)-[mRNA] hydrolase activity. Bases 506 to 1870 code for a protein of 454 amino acids. Gene Ontology annotation, cellular component: cytoplasm; P-body. The transcript has 5 exons. Gene Ontology annotation, biological process: nuclear-transcribed mRNA catabolic process, nonsense-mediated decay; deadenylation-dependent decapping of nuclear-transcribed mRNA. The record is from RefSeq and is a predicted model, not a curated record.
GACAAGAUUUUAUAUUUUAAAUAUCUCUUAUUUACACAAAAAGAAGGGGACACGUCUUGUUUUGCCACACUGAAAAACAAUAUGGCUUCUGAGUACAGGAUGCUGAUUGCGAUAGGUUAGUCCCGAAGGAACGUAAUUUCUUGAUUGAGUUGUAAAUGUUAUAUAACUAGUGUUUAUUGAUCUUAUAGAAUGCUUCUGAAUCAGAUGUUCACAUCCGCAUCCUCCGUUUUAAAGUAAAUUCCAAUCUAGACGAGAUACAUCCACGAAAAAGUGCCACGAGGUUAACGUGAGUAGUUAUAGUCUCGAUCAUUUUUGUGUGUUAUCGUUUGCCACGAUCACGUGCUCGCACAAAUUUACGUCAUAAUUAAUUUCACUAAUUUUUUAUUUUUCAAGUUGUGUCUUGGGGUCUAUUCUUGUAUCUUUCGUAUUAGCAUAUUUCUUGCCAUCCACACACGACUGCCAACAACAUUGAACCGGUCGAUAAUCACCAUCAUCGAAUGGAAUAAUGGAGCAUAAAAUUCCAUCUGAUAUCCUCGACGAUCUCAGCAGUCGAUUCAUCAUCAACGUACCCGAGGAGGAGAGGAAAGACUUGGUACGAAUUUGUUUUCAAAUCGAAUUGGCACAUUGGUUUUAUCUUGACUUCUACUGCACAGAGGAAUAUCCUAAGCUGAGGUCAUGUGGUAUGAAAGAGUUUGCCACUCACAUAUUCCAACAUAUACCGUUCUUGAAGCCACACGUGCAGCAUAUUGAUGCUAUACUCGAGCAGUGGAGAGAGUACAAGCAGAAUGUGCCGACGUUCGGGGCCAUUGUGCUGAACGAGGACAUGACCACAGUGCUUUUGGUGCAAAGCUACUGGGCGAAGAACAGCUGGGGCUUUCCUAAAGGGAAGGUGAAUGAGGACGAGGAGCCAUUUCAUUGCGCCAUUCGUGAAGUAUUGGAAGAGACUGGUUUCGAUAUAUCUAAUUUGAUAGAUAAGAACGAAUACAUUGAAUCCGUGAUAAACGAUCAAACGGUGAGACUGUACAUCAUUUCGGGUGUGCAAAAGGAUACCAAGUUUCAGCCGAAAACGCGAAAGGAAAUAAAGAAUGUCGAGUGGUUUGCCGUGGCGGAUUUACCCAACACGAAGAAAGAUAUGACCCCUAAAGUGAAAAUCGGUGUCGGGCCGAACGCGUUUUUCAUGGUGGUACCAUUCGUCAAGCGGUUAAAGCGGUGGAUUCAGGAAAAACAACAACGUGAGAAAAACGCUAUUGCAGCUGUACGAAGACAAAGGCAUAAAUCAUUGGGAGACGUCGAAUCGGUUUCGAAGAACAAACGGCAACAGCAGUCGCUUUUCCACCACUUUUCUACUUGCCCAUCUCAAAGCGAAGUUCCCGAUUUUAAGAUUGGCCGUCAAUCGAACACUUCUCCGGGUCGCAAUCGCCGUGGUGUAAACGAUAAUAAGAAAGAUGCGUCGAAAACAGCAUUUAAACGGAAUCUAUUCGGAGAUCAAGAGGAGGAUCAGUCACCUCUUGUCAAACACUUGAUAGACAGCCCUGCUCAACCAUACUCUUUUCUAAUUGAUCCUGCGAUUCAGUCCAUCAAAUAUAAUGAUUUUAGUUACAAGGCGCAACUGUCGGAAAAAGAAACAAAAGAUUCUCGCAAGAAAAGCUUACCAGAAAACGGAAAUAUUAAGUCGCUAUUGUUCGGAGAAGCUGCGCGUAAAUUGCAAAAAGAUCUUAAAACCAUUCCGCCGCCUCCUUUUGUAAGUCUGGAACACGACAGUCCGGUUUUAACUAAGAAUUACCAAAAUUAUUCUACUUUUGAAUUUCGCGCAAAAAGUUGGGAUAAUUUCAGUUUUGAUAUCCAGGCGAUAUUAAAAGCCUUAAAAUAGCUACGUAUACAUAACAAUUCGGAUUAUUAAAGUAGGAGAAGUGUAGAUUUAGAUUUAUCAAUCUAUUAUUUUACCUAUUUUUUUAAUCUCUGCUGGUCAUGAACAAUUAUGCACGUUUAAAACGUGUAACUAUAUAUUUUUUAAUUGUAUAGGACUGAUCUUUGUAUCUCCGAUUAGAUUGACCGACUAAUUAAAUUUAAAAAUCAUCAACUCUACAUAACUUAAAACUGAUCGUAUUAUUUUCCUUGUUCCUUUUGUAUGGAAAACAAAAUAAUACGAUCAGGUUUAAGUUUUGCAACUGGCAAUUUUUAAAUCUAAUUGGCAGGUUAAACUAAUUGGAAGUGAGACCGACCCAUAUUACCUAAUAAUGAUUUCUCUAAUAAAUCAGUAUUAGAUAAUAUCAAUAAAUUUAAGCUAUUAACUAACCUAAUAAUUUUACUUUGUGAUCUCGAAGUAAUGUUUUAUUGUUAUGCAUAUCCAGUAUAUUAUCUGAUACAAUUUUAUUAGGUUGGAAGGAAAGAAUUGUCAUAUUUUUUAACUAAAAAUUUAUUUAAAACAUAACUAAUAAAUAUAUUUAAAAGUAACUUUAAUUUGUAAUGUAACAGCUGUUGUUUCCUAUAAACUAACUUUUUGCUAUCUUUUGGACAGUUGCAUGAUUUUUUGCAUAUAGAACUAAGCCAUUUUUCCAUUGAAAUUGAUCGAGAAAAUUGUUUGAGAGAAUACAUCGUUACUUUCCUUUUAACCCAAUAUUAAUGUAUGUGAUGAUAAACCCAAUGCAAAUUCAAUUUUUCGAAUUUGCUAUUACGGAGAGAAAUUGAUUUUAGAGGAAGAGAGAAGUAUUAAGUCGCUCUUUUUCGUGGAAGCUGUAGGCAAAUUGCAAACAAGAAAAAUAUUUUAAAUUCUUUGCAGAUUUCCGGUAUCCAUAUAUGCAUAUUUUUGAGAAUCUAAUAUUCUCGACAUGAUGAUAAGCUGAAUAAACAGAAUGUUCUUAACUCAU